UCGGUAUAGAAAACGCGAUACAUUAGCAUAAUAUUACGUGUAUACUAUACUAGGGCGUAAUUGCACGGUCAUUUAAUUACACUUGACUUACUGCUAGGAAAAAGAAAAAAGAAUUCGUACAUGCAGCAGUGAAGCUGCGUGCCGCCGCGAUCCGCGAUCGAGAGUGUAUUUAAUGUGUAACUGCCGCCACCGCUCAGGCUCCUGUUGCUGCUCCAAAACAAGUUUCCCCGUUGAUAUUGGAGUCGACUAUUUGUAUACAUGUGCGCGCCUCCAAGUGACCACAAAGUUAAUAAUUAAUCGAAUAGUGUGCAGUGACAUAGUUUGUUGUUAAAUUACCCAUACAUAUCGUUUUCCCUUUUACACGUUUAGUGUGCACAGUUUUAGAGUGAUUUUGUGCCUGGCUGACCACUUUCUGGUGUCUGUAUAACGCAGCUGUCUUGCAACUGCAACGCCGCACGACCAAACCGACAUAUACCCAGCAGGGGCCCACUCGCGACCAUGCACACGCCGUUACUGUACCUGUAAAGUUCUGAGAUGCAUCCGGGUGGGGCGCCCGUCGGACCAAGAGGACCAAGGGCGCAAUUGUGAGUAGAGGAGGCGUUGAGUAUACAAGGCGGGGUGUCAAAGGGCGAAAAUGAGCUAGCGUCCAACCAUGAGCCGGCUAAAGCAGCAGCGGGGCCAGCAGCCGUGGCUACUCGGCGGCUGGCUCCUGCUCUGGCUGCUGCUCGGCACCUGCCGUGCCUCCGACCUGCCCGACUGGCUCGACGACGAGUCAUCCGCCGAUCCACGGAACAACCUCGCCCUGCCGAGCCGUGACCCCGAGACCACCACCAGUACGAUCGGCACGUCAACGGUGCCAGCGAGCCCACAAUGGACAGAGGAUGACGACGACGAUGAUGAGGCUCGUGGGCACAAAGAGCUCGAGUUCCGGUUCACCGCGGGGGUGUACAACGUGAGCAUCCCCGAGAACUCGAUGGGCAAGACGUACGCGGUGCCCGAGGAGAAGAUGGGCAUGGAGUUGGGCAGGGCGGGGCUGCGUAGCCUCGAGGAGAUCAGGUUUAGGAUAGUGUCGGGGGACAAGGACAAGUUCUUCAAGGCGGAGGAGCGCGUGGUGGGGGACUUUUGUUUCCUGCUGCUGCGCACGCGGACGGGGAACGUCGACGUGCUCAACCGGGAGCGGAAGGACCGGUACGUGCUCGAGGUGAGGGCGAGCGCCCGGAGGCGGGGCACGACUGGCGCAAAGGCCACCCUCCUCGAAGCCCAGGCCAGCGUGGUGGUGAGCGUGCUCGACACCAACGAUCUCAGUCCCUUGUUCUACCCGACCGAGUACGAGGCCAGCGUGCCCGAGGACACGCCCACGCACAGGAGUGUACUCAAGGUCGCGGCCGAGGACGCGGACCUCGGGAGGAACGGCGAGAUAUACUACAGCUUCGCCGAGAGGACCGAGCAGUUUGCCGUGCACCCGGUCAGCGGCGUCGUCAGUCUCACGAGGCCGCUCAGGUACGUGGAGCGGCCGAUGUACGAGCUGACCGUGCUGGCUCGGGACCGAGGAGGCGAGCGUAAGGGCCAGCUAUCGCGCCCGGCGAGCAGCGCCCGCGUCACCAUCCACGUCCGCCAGGUGAACCUCCACGCGCCCGAGAUCUCGGUGCGCCAGCUGCCCGAGAUCCUGGAGGAGUCGAGCGGCGCCGAGACCUACGCCCUGGUGCGCGUCCGCGACCGGGACGCCGGCCCCCACGGCCAAAUCGCCAGCCUCGAGAUCGUCUCGGGCGAUCCCGACGGCCACUUUCGGGUGCGCCGCUCGCCCCGGGGCAACAGCACCAACUCCGAGGGCACCGAGUUCAGCGUUCAAGUGCUGAAGCUGCUCGACCGCGAGGCCGCGCCUCAGGGCUACAAUUUGACCUUGCGCGCCCUCGACCGGGGCACGCCCCCGCGGUUCAGCUACCGAUCGCUCCAGGUGCGCCUGGCCGAUCUGAACGACAACGCGCCGGUCUUUGGCCGGGAGCUUUACGAGGUGAGGGUGCCCGAAACCGCCCCGCCGCACAGUCCCCUGGUGAGGUUGCGGGUCACCGAUGCGGACAACGGUCGCAACGGGCUGGUGUUCCUCGAGAUCGCCGCGGGCAACGACGGCUCCGAGUUUUACCUGAACGCGGACUCGGGCAUGCUGUACAGCGCGCGCUCCCUCGACGCCGAGAGCAAGGCCUUCUACACCCUGGCCGUCUCGGCUGUGGAUCAGGGUAACGCCGGGAGCCGCAAGCAGAGCUCCGCCAAGGUCAAGGUCCACGUGCUCGACGCCAACGACAACGAUCCAGAAUUCGAGCACUCGGAGCUCGAGGUGUGGCUGGACGAGAACGAGCCCGCCGGCGCCUCGGUGGCCCGACUCCAGGCCCGCGACCGCGACUCGGGCGAGAACGCCUACGUCAGCUACAGCAUCGACAACCUCGCCCGCGUCCCCUUCGACAUCGAGCCCUUCUCCGGCCUAGUCCGCACCCGCCAGCUACUCGACUACGAAGCCGGCCGACGCGAGUACCUCCUCCGCGUGCGAGCCAGCGACUGGGGACUGCCCUACCGCCGCCAGAGCGAAGCCCGCCUCCGCGUCCACCUCCGCAACGUCAACGACAACAGGCCCCAAUUCGAGCGCGUCGACUGCACCGGCCGCGUCUCCCGCCGGCUCCCCGUCGGCGCCGAGCUCCUCGCCCUCUCCGCCCUCGACCUCGACCCCGGCAGCGCCAUCAGCUACCGACUCGUCUCCGGCAACGCCGACGCCUGCUUCGCCCUCGACCCCGCCACCGGCGUCCUCUCCCUCGCCUGCAGCCUCGCCGACCUCGGGGCCCGCGAGCGCGAGCUCGGCGUCACCGCCACCGACGGCACCCACUUUGCCGACGUCAACCGCCUCCGCAUCAAACUCGACGACAACGAGCCCGCCGACGCCCCCAAGGAGACCACCCCACCGGCACCCCGGUUCGACUGCCGCGAGACCGGGGUCGCCCGCCGCCUCACCGAGGCCAUCGCCGCCGCCGAGCGCAACAACGCCCCCGAGCAAGAGGACGAGGCCCUGCCCAGCCGGUACGGCGACAACCUCCACGCCCCCGAGUUCCUCGACUUCCCCGGGGAGAUCCGCGUCAACGAGUCUGCCCCCGUGGGCCAGCUGCUCGCCCGGCUCCAGGCCCGCGACCGCGACCUCGGCUACAACGGGAAACUCGUCUACGGGAUCUCGGCGGGCGACGGCGACUCGGCCUUUGGCCUCGAGCCCGACACGGGCGAGCUACGGCUCAUCGGCCGGCUCGACCGGGAGCGCGAGGCCGAGUACUACCUCAACGUGAGCGUCUACGACCUGGGCAGGCCCCAAAAAUCCGCGUCCCGCAUGCUCGCCGUCACCGUGCUCGACGUCAACGACAACGCCCCGCGCUUCGACCGGCCCCUGGCGAGCGUCCGUCUGUCCGAGGACGCGGCCCCGGGGAGUCUGGUGUUCCGGGCCAGUGCCACCGAUGCCGAUCUUGGCCUGAACGCGCGCAUCUCUUACGCUCUGCUGUCCGACGCGGCCGAUUUUACGGUGGACGCGGAGACGGGGGAGGUGCGGACGGCCGGGCCCCUGGACAGAGAGCGCCGGGCCAGUUACGAGCUGCGCGUGCGGGCGAGCGACAGGGCCGGGGCGUCGGGGGAGGAGGCGCGGUUGCACGCCGAGGCCCUGGUGCGGGUGGGGGUGGACGACGUGAACGACAACGCGCCGAGCUUCGCCCUGCCGAGUUACACGGUGAGGGUGCGGGAGGACGUGCCGCUGUGGAGCGUCGUGGCGUUCGUGGAGGCGCUGGACCCGGACGAGGGCCCGGCCGGGGAGGUCGAGUACCGCUUCGCCGAGGAGGCCGAGGGCUUCUUCAGCCUCGACGGGCUGAGCGGGACCGUGCGCACGGCCCGACCGCUGGACUUUGAGGAGCGCCAGGUGCACACGCUGACGCUGGUGGCUAGUGACAGGGGCGAGCCGCGUGCUUUGAGCUCCGAGGCGGUGCUCAUCGUGGAAGUGGUGGACGUCAACGAGAACCUGCACGCGCCGCAGUUCGAGGAUUUCGUGGUGUCGGCCAGCGUCCCGGAGAACCGGCCGCCCGGUACUUUCGUGACGCAGGUCCGGGCGAGGGACGCGGACCCCCCGGGCCCGGACUCCAGGGUGGAGUACAGCAUCCGCGCGGGCGACGGCGUCGGGCUCUUUGGCAUCGACGACGAAGGAAAGAUAAAGACCAAAGCGGCUCUCGACGUGGAAGCCAAGAGCGGCUACUGGCUCACGGUUUACGCUCAGGAUCACGGCGUCGUGCCGCUGAGCUCGAAAUUACAGGUGUACGUCGAGGUAUUGGACGAGAACGACAACACGCCACUCACCGAACUGCCGGUCUAUUAUCCGUCGGUAUCGGAAAAUUCGCCGGCCGGCGUGAGCGUGCUCCAGAUGCGGGCCUUCGACCGCGACGUCUCGCCGCAACGGUUCACCUUUUCCAUCACGAGCGGCAACGCGGAAGGCUACUUUCUCAUCAACUCGACCACUGGGUUGAUAACGACGAGCGCCCGGAUGCUGGACCGGGAAAACCAAGCGGAGCACAUACUCGAGGUGACGGUGAAGGACGACGGGAGGCCAGCCCUGUCCUCGAUGACGCGCGUCGUCGUUCAAGUUGAGGACGUCAACGACCACAGCCCCGUGUUCGAGGAGAAGUUCUACAUCGUCCAAAUUCCAGCUUUGCCGAGUCCCGACAAGCCGCUUUUCCAGAAGUCGGGACGAGAAAAAUCGCGGGAGUCCGACGUAUUUACGGACGCGUUGCUUGAGAACGGGACUUGGGAGACCUUUAGCCCCGACGACCUGUCGGGGGAGCGCAUCUUCAGGGUAUUGGCCCACGACGCCGAUACGGGAAAUAACGGGAAAAUCCAGUACAGCAUCAAAAGCGGCAAGGGCAAGGGCAAGUUCAAAAUCCACCCGGACACGGGAAUGGUUUACUCGCGGCGGGAAUUCGAGGCCGGCCAGGAGUUCGACAUGAUCAUCCGGGCCGCGGACGGGGGUGAGCCGGUGCGCAGCCACCAGGCGCGAAUAUCGGUACAGGUGGUCGAGACGCCCAAGGAAUCGGCCCACGCGCCCGUCUUCAAGAGCCCCACCCAGAGCGUCGUGGUCACCGAGAGCGACAGCGUCGGCUUCCUCGUCGCCCUCGUGCAGGCCACCGACAAGGACAACGACAGCCUCUGGUACGACAUCAUAGACGGGGAUCCGCGGGACGAGUUCAUCGUCGGCAGGGACAGCGGCAACGUGCUGCUGGCCCGGCAGCUCGACUGGGAGGCCCAGAGCUCGUACAACCUGACGAUCGCGGCGAGCGACGGGGUCAACGAGGCGCGCGCCACCCUCCUCGUCCGGGUGAUCGACGUGAACGACCAGCGGCCCGAGUUCAGCAAACCCGUCUACCGGCUCGAGGUCUCGGAGAACCUCGUCGGCCGGGGCGAGCCCAUCCUCCAGCUGGAGGCGCGCGACCGCGACGAGGACGAGCGCCUCUUCUUCUCCCUCCACAACGCCCAGAGUCCCGCGAGUUUGCGCGUCUUCCACGUGGACGGGCUGACCGGCAGCCUCGGUCUCAACGAGCCCCUGGACCGCGAGACCAUCGAGACGCACGUUCUCACGGUCAUGGUGCGCGACCAGGGCACCCCACCCAAACGGAACUACGCCCGGGUCAUCGUCCGCGUCCACGACCACAACGACCACGCGCCGAGUUUCGCGAGCGAGCUCGUCCAGGCCAAGGUGUACGAGAGCUCGCCCGUGGGCGCGGCGGUGGUCCAGCUGGUCGCGGUGGACCGGGACCGCGGGGAGAACGCCCGGGUCAGUUACUCCCUGAGCUCGGGCAACGUCGGCAGCGUUUUCUCGAUCGAGCCCGAGCUCGGCAUUGUGCGGGUGGCCCGCGAGCUGGACCUCGCCACGGCCUCGGAGUACAUACUGAUCGUGCGGGCCCAGGACCACGGGAAACCGGCUCUGGGGAGUAGCGUGCCGGUGCACGUGAUGGUGACGAUGGCGGACAACGCGCCGCCGCGCUUCCUCCGCUCGGAACUGUCGGCGGAGAUCUUUGAGAACGAGGAGCCGGGCAGCUCGGUGAGACACGUCGAGGCGCGCUCGACGUCCUCCCUCCACUUUGAGAUCGUCGCGGGCAACAACGACGACGCCUUCUUCGUCAAUCCGAGCAGUGGCCUGGUCAGCACCCAAGAGCGGCUGGAUUACGAGCAGCAGCGCAUGUACAAUCUCACGAUUUCGGCGACAAGCAUGGCCGGGGCGGUCGCCACCUCGAGCCUCGUCGUCCACGUGCUCGACCGCAACGACAACGCGCCGACCUUCCUCCAGGCCGUCUACGCUGGCCAGGUGAGCGAGGCCGCUGGAGUAGGUUCCUUGGUCUUUGGUGCCAACAGUUCGAGCGCGCCUCUGGUGAUCAAAGCGGAGGACGCGGACUCGGGACUGAACGCUCUGCUGGACUACGAGAUCGUGGAGGAGCUUCCGCGCAAGUUCUUCCACAUAGACUCGAGCACGGGGGCCAUUCGCACCGUGAUGCUGCUCGAUCACGAGGUCACGCCCGAGUUUGAGUUCCACGUGAGGGUUUCGGACCUGGGCAAGCCAAGCCUCUCCUCGGAGAGCACCGCGAGGGUCGUGAUCAGCGUGGGCGACGUCAAUGAUUGUCCGCCAAAGUUCGUCCAGUCGAGCUACAACGUGACGGUGCUGCUGCCCACCUGGAAAAACGUGGCUGUUGUUAAGCUUGAGGCCGUGGAUCCCGACACCACCAGUGCCACGGCCGCCGCUACGGCUACCCUCUCCGGCCAACCGAUCUUGAGGUACGACAUCAUUGACGGGAACCAGAACCACGCCUUCAGCAUCGAUUCUCGGACCGGGGCAGUGACGAUCAACAAUCCCAGCGACAUGAGGAGCGAGUACGUGCUUCACGUGAGGGCGUCCGAUGGCGAGUACUCGAGUAUCGCCCAGGUCAACGUCGUGGUCGAAAAGUCGGAGAGUUCGGGCCUUGCCUUCCAAAAAGACGUGUACGAAGGUACCGUCGUCGAAAAUUCCACGAAAAUCACGACUGUCGCGGUUCUCAACGUGCUGGGGACCAGUCUGAACGAGCACGUCGUCUUCACGAUACUCAAUCCCACCGACAUGUUUGUCAUCGGACCGACUUCCGGAGCCGUCAGUACAACGGGGAAUCGAUUCGAUCGCGAAACUAGCGACAAGUACGAGCUGAUCGUCGAGGCCAAGAGCCAAGUGCCUAAGCAAAGAAUUGCUCACGUCAUAGUCAACGUCACGGUUUUGGAUAUUAAUGAUAAUUGUCCCAUAUUUGUUAACUUGCCCUACUACGCGGUCGCUUCCGUUGACGCGCAAAAAAGCGACGUUAUCAUCAAGGUGCAUGCAGUUGAUUUGGAUAGCGGGGAUAACGGGGAAGUCAGGUACGAGCUGAAAAAGGGUAACGGCGAGCUUUUCAAGGUGUCCCGGAAAUCGGGGGAAAUAUCGCUGAAGCAAAAUCUCGAGGGUCACAAUCGGGAAUACCAAUUGACCAUAGCCGCGUACGACGGAGGAAUAAGUCCAUGUUCGGUGGAAGUGCCCGUCAACAUCAAGGUCAUUGACCGUUCCAUGCCAAUUUUUGAUAAGCAAUUUUAUACGGAUAGUGUUCCUGAAAACAUUGAGAUUCAUUCGCCACUAGCUCUCUCGAUACAAGCUCAAUCGCCUUUGAAUCGAAAACUCAUCUACAGCAUCCCCAAGGGCAACGACUUUGAAGAAUUUGCUCUAGACUUCAACACAGCCCUCGACAGUAACAAUGGUCCCUGUGUGAUCUACGUGGUGGACGAGCUGGACUACGAGCGCAAGAAACAAUACGAGCUGACGGUACGCGCGACGGACAGCGUCUCGGGCGUCUACGCGGAGGUCCUCGUCUCGAUCCUCGUGCAGGACGUGAACGAUUGCCCGCCCGAGUUCGGCCAGGACUCGUACAACAUAUCCGUCUCGGAGGCAGCGCUCUUCGGCACGGAGCUGCUGCGGCUGAACGUCCGCGACAACGACACAGGCCUGAACGCCCGGGUGCGCUACUCCAUCGCCAACAGCACUGGGGAAAACGACUCUGGAGAGGAGGAUGCCCACGAGAUCUUUCACCUCGAGCCGGACGAGGGAGUCCUGUAUCUCAAACGCUCCCUGGACCACGAGGCUGCGCCAUCCCACCACUUUACCCUCGUAGCCACGGAUCGAGGCGUGCCGGCUCUGUCGAGCACGGCCCACGUUUGGCUGAGCGUCCUCGACGUCAACGACAACGCGCCCCUCUUCGAGCAGCCAUCCUACGCCUGCCGGCUCUCCGAGGAGGCCGUUCGGGGCCAGUUUGUCGCGGCCCUGGCAGCUUCCGACCCCGACGAGCUUGACGCCGGUAGGUUGAUGUACAGCAUCGUCGCCGGUAACGACCAGCAGACCUACGCCGUCGAGCCACGCACGGGCAUGCUCAGCCUCGUCAACAUGCAGAGCUUCGCGGUGGGCCACUCGGCCUCGCUCAACGUGUCGGUCAGCGACGGCGUUUACACGAGCUACGCGCGUCUCAAGAUAGAUAUCUUGCCGGCGAACCGGCACGCGCCCGCAUUCCAGCUGCCGCUGCUCGAGGCGUCGGUGCCGGAGAACCAGUUGGCUGGGCGUCUAGUGACCACAGUGCGAGCCGAAGAUCGGGACUUUGGCGAGUACGGGACGAUCCACUACUCCAUUGCUUCGGAACUCAUGGCCGAGCUCUUUCACGUGGAUCCAGAGAGCGGCCAGGUCGUGACGCGUCGACCGCUGGAUCGCGAGCGCCAGAGGCUGUACGAGCUGCCGAUUAUGGCUAGCGACGCCGGGGGCAAGUCUGGCUUCCAGAUGCUGCGCGUCAGAGUUGCCGACGAAAACGACAAUGUACCUCAGUUUCUACUCAGCGAGUACAAGGCCUGCAUUCACGCGAACCUGAGCGUCGAUGCCGUCAUUAUGAGGCUGAAGGCUCAGGACAUUGACGAGGGUGACAAUGCGAGAAUCGAGUACUCCAUAUUCGAGUCCCCGGCCUCCAAGAACAAGAGCAUCUUUGGCAUCAAUCCCAGUACCGGAGCACUCGUUCUCAAGGAGAGCGCCCAACAAUUUGAGAACCAGAUGUUUCAGCUGUUUGUGCGAGCACAGGACAAGGGCUCGAUGCCACAUCACGUUGACGUGCCUGUAAAUGUAUUCGUGAUGGGCUCUGAGGACGUGCCGCCGCUUUUUGAGCGCAACGAGGACAAAUUUUUCGUGUCGGAGGCAUCCGCGGUCGGAACAACUGUCACACUCUUGAAGACGAUAACGGGCGCCAAUAGUACGGUCACGUGUCGUCUGAUUUCAACGGGCGACAAUUUCCCAUUCGCCGUCGAUCCCAAAACCUGUCGUGUUUACCUUUCGGCGGGUUUGGAUCGAGAGACGAAGCAGAGUUAUCUGGUAGGCGUGUUGGCCGAGACGGACUCGAGCCCGCCUCUGACUGCACUGGCUGAAAUAAGCCUCCAAGUGUCGGACGAAAACGAUCACGCGCCCAAGUUCGAGAGCAACCCCUACAGCAUCGCCGUGGCCGAGAACAUCGACGAUAGCACGUCAAUUCUGAAGGUCAUUGCCCACGACAACGACUUGGGCAGCAACGGGGAAGUUCGUUACUCGCUCGGCUCGGACGUCGGAGAGCUGGCCAAUGUGUUCACGGUCGAUCCUUACACGGGCUGGAUCUCGAAUUUGGUGCAACUGGACAAGGAAAAACAGUCAGAGUACAAACUCCAGGUCGUAGCGACGGACAACGGAAAUCCGCGCCACUUUGCCCGUACCACCGUGCUGAUCAAGUUGAAGGACUACAACGAUCAUCCGUCCGCGUUCCUGAGCACAAAUUACCACACGAGCGUCAAAGAAGACGCCCUACCCGGGACAGUCGUACUCGAACUCACGACCGUCGACAAGGACGUCGACCUCGAAACGCCGCUUGACUUUUACAUAACAGCUGGUAAUCCGCGCUCACAGUUUGCGAUUCGCUCCACCGGGCAGAUAUACGUAGCCAAGGCUUUGGAUCGCGAGACCAUCGAUCAAUACGAUCUGACGGUUGUCGGGACCGACGGGAAAUUUGUCUUUCAGACUCUCGUCACGAUCCAAGUGAUGGACGUCAAUGACAAUCCACCCUACUGUCUGCGAUACCGAUACAGGGAAGUGCUGUCCGAAGGCGCCCAUCCAGGUAGCUACGUUCUUACCGUUCUCGCGACCGACUACGACAGCGAGCCGAACGCGAAACUGCGCUUCUACCUCACCGGCGAGAACAACGACAAAUUUUCGCUGGACAAGGAAACCGGGGUGCUCAAGACCGCUGGCCAACUCGAUCGCGAGAGCCAAGCAAAGUACGUGCUCACGGCUCACGUGCAAGAUCGCAACAAGCCCGCCUGGGAGUGCUCCUCGCAGCUCGAAAUUCUGGUCUCGGAUCUCAACGACAACGCGCCACGGUUCAGCAUGUCGUUUUACAGCGCGAUGCUGCCCGAGGACGUCGAGAUCGGUACUCUCGUAACCAAGGUUCACGCGACGGACGACGACGUGGGCAUCAAUCGCAAGAUACGGUACGAGUUCCUCGAUUCGGCCAACGAUCACUUCGUCAUAGCCUCCGACAGCGGUAUAGUGACGCUGGCCAAGCCUCUUGAUCGCGAAACCAAAGCAAUGUACAACGUCAGCAUCCAGGCGUUGGAUCAGGGCACGCCUCAGCUGCAAAACACGACCUACUUGAUAAUCAACGUUCAGGACAUCAAUGACAAUCCACCAGAGUUCACCUCCAAGUACUACUUUGCUCGAGUGCCCGAGGUCGAUCCCGUGGGCACCCAAGUCAUUCGAGUUCUGGCUACUUCCAAGGAUACGGGAGUCAACGCGGACGUGUACUACUCUAUCGUCGGUGGGAACGAGCACAAGAAAUUCCAGAUCGACAAAAACACCGGGAUCGUUUCGAUUGCCGAUCAACUUGAUUACGAGAGAGCAAAGGAUUACUUUCUGACCAUACAAGCCAUAGACGGCGGAACUCCACCCCUGACGAAUCACGCCAACGUUAAUGUUACCAUUUUAGACAGCAACGACAAUCCACCGAUGUUCAGCCAGUCGUCCUACCGAGCUACUGUAAGAGAAGACGCUGGCGUCGGAGAGAAGGUUGUGCAGGUAUUGGCAAACGAUCUGGACAGCAACGAGAACGGCCAAGUCAACUACUCGAUCGAGCGGGGUGACCGCCAGAAGCAGUUUGCGAUAAACUCUGCCACCGGUGAGAUCACAGUGCUCGGGGAACUGGACCGCGAGAAAAUGGCUAGCUACGCCCUGGAGGUGCACGCCCGUGACAAUGGCAUUCCCACCUUGUCGAACUACGUGAUCGUCAACGUUGAAAUUCUAGACGCCAACGACAACCCACCUCUCUUCUCGAAGAGCAACUACACGGCCGUGGUUCAGGAGGACAAGCCCCAGGGCUUUGUCGUGCUCCGCCUCAACGUUACGGACGCGGACGUGGAUCCGAACGCUGGGCCUUACGCCUUUGACUUUCGCUCGGGCAACGAGGGCAAUGCCUUUCGACUUGAACAGGACGGCACCCUGCGCACCGCUACCAAAUUCAGCAACCGUUUCAAAGACAAGUACCUACUGAGCAUCCGCGUUUUCGACAACGGCAGCCCGCCUCUCUUCUCCGAUACUUGGGUGCUCGUUCAGAUAAUCGAAGAGUCCCAAUACCCGCCCGUCAUCAGCCUUUCGGAGAUCAACAUUAAUUCGUACAUGGAUGAGUACCCGGGAGGCCCGAUUGGCAAAGUACACGCCUCUGACAAGGACCACUACGACACGCUUACAUACGGCCUGGUGCCAACGUCUCCGACCCGCCCCAACAACGAGCUCUUCAAGAUAGACAAGAGAAACGGCACGUUGUUCGCGAUGCCGGGUCUCGACGUGGGCGAGUACCGCGUCAAUGUCAGCGUCACCGACUGCAAGUUUACCUCGUACUCGAUCGUCAAGGUGAGCGUGGAACUAAUCACAGACGUCAUGCUAGAGAACUCGGUGAUUGUGCGCUUUCGCGAGGUCUCCGCGGAAGAUUUCAUCAUGAAGCAUCGAAAAGGAUUCGUACGCACGGUACGCAACGCCAUGAACUGCCGAAUUAAGGACGUGGCCGUGCUCAGUGUGCAACCGUCGACGGAUUCCGAGAUGAACAACGUCAUCAAGACUCGUCCCGUCAGACAGGCGACGACCGUAGUACACAGCGAUCUCGAUGUGCUCUUUGCGGUGAGGAAGUCAACCAGCCCGAGCGAGUUUUACGGCUCCGAGAGCAUUCGCGAGGCGCUUAAUCAGCGCAUCGAUGAGCUCGAGGCCUCGACAAAGCUCGUUGUCGAGGAAAUCGUGAGAAAAAAGUGCAGCAAGAGCUACUGCGUCUACGGCGAGUGUCACGACAGGAUUGUCCUCGAGCCACGGCAGAUCCAGCCCAUCGUGGCCGACGCGGUGAGCUUCGUGACACCCAAGCAUCGACACCGCACCGACUGCAGCUGCAAGGAAGGCUACGCCGGCUCGCAUUGCGAAAUAGUCGUGAACGAGUGCGCUCGCAGUCCCUGUCCCGUGUUCAAGGUCUGCGUACCUGAUUCAUCGCUACAGGGCUACUCGUGCCAGUGCCCCGGAGGCUUUGGCGGUCAGGCCUGCGACAUUGACAUCUCGCGCUGCCACGACGAGUCCUGUUACAUUCCGCUCUACCCGGUUUCCUUUAGCGGCAAGAGUUACGCGCGCUACCGCAUCGACAAGACCCUCGUGCGCCAGACCAUCGAGGACCGGCUGAGUCUGUCGCUACGCAUCCGCAGCCUCCAGCCCAGUGGCAGCCUCAUGUACGCCGCGGGUAAGGUCGACUACAACGUCCUCGAGAUCGUCAACGGGGCGGUGCAGUAUCGGUUUGACUUGGGCAGUGGUGAGGGUAUCGUGCGCGUCAACACCUUUUACGUGAGCGACGGACAGUGGCACGAGAUCAAGCUCGAGCGCGAGGGGAACAGUGCCAGCCUGAAGAUCGACGGCAGGCACGUGGCCCAUGGCUCCGCGCCUGGCACCAGCGGCAUCCUCAGCCUCCAGUCGGACGAACUGUAUCUUGGUGCUGAGGUACGCCAGCACCCCUCGAUCAUCGGCUUCGAGGACGUGCAGCGCGGCUUCAUUGGAUGUAUGGACGACGUUCUCAUCGGUCGGGUAUCCGUGCCUCUACACAUGAGUGGCUCUGCCAGCGGUCUAGUAGUCUUGAAGCGCUUUGCAAACGUGGAGUUCAGUUGCGAGGCCAGUGCGGUGCUGGCUACCCCUGGGGCCUGCGGCUCUCAGCCUUGCCAGAACGGUGGCACCUGCUCCGAGAGCAAGACCGAAGACGCCGGCUACGAGUGCCAGUGCCACACACGGUUCCGGGGUCCGAGCUGCGAGAUAGAUACCGAUCCCUGUGCUUCCUCGCCUUGCCUCUACGGUGGCCGGUGUCGGGUGCUCCGCGAACCCGGAGAGUUUGCUUGCGAGUGCGUGACCGGUCUCUCGGGCAAGCGCUGCGAAUUCGGCAGGUACUGCAACCCGAAUCCCUGUCUCCACGCAGGCGUCUGCGAGGAAGGCGACAGUGGUCCUCUUUGCAAGUGCCAGGGCUUCGCGGGUGAGCACUGCGAACUCGACGUGGACGAGUGCGAAAAGAGCCCCUGCUCGAACGGCGGUACUUGCGUGAACGAGCCCGGCUCCUACCACUGCGUCUGUCCACCCGCAAUGACCGGAUUGGACUGCGCCAAUCCCGCUGGCUACAGCACGGCCCUCAUAACCAGUCAUCUGCGCGUCACCUGGGAGCAGCUCAUGUGGAUCGGGCUCGCCGUCCUGGCCAACCUCUUCCUCAUCGUGCUGUUUGUCGCGUUCCGGAGCAUUCGCGGCAAGAGGUCGCGCACGAGAGAAGCCAACAACAUCAACAACGAGACCAGGAAGCAGAUCGUCCUGAAUUCGGCCAGACCCGCGAACGAGCACGAGUACAAGCGCAGCUCCAAACUCAGCAAUCUCGAGGUCGUGCAGAGAGAAUGUCCUCCCCAGUGUCCUCCCCGUCCCGUAUCCUACACCCCGUUGACCAACAACGAGCAGGUACUGCUGGGCUGCAGUAGUAGCGCGGCCGUGGCCCUGAACAACCUCGAUACCUUGCGUAGCUACGGCAGCGCCGGAGACGAGCUCGAGAAUUUCCCACCGGAUUACUUGCGCAACUUGAACCGCAGCACGCCCGUCCCGCCACCGGGUUGCACGAUGCCGACGAGCGCCAACGCCGGCAAUCCCCUCAACGUGGACCUCGUGCCCAUCGAAAAGCCCAGCUGGCAGGAGCAGAUGCAUCUCGCCUCGUUCAUCAGCGACUCCAACAAAAUCAAAAACGACCUGAAACGAGCUAGCCCAGUGGUACCAGAACCGACCACUGGAGGACUUUUACUGAAUCCGAUACGCCGAGCGACCACGGCUACACACGGGGGUGGCACCUCGAUAGCCUCGCUUUCCUCGAUCGAGGACGAUCCUCGUAUCGUCGGUGGUUACCACUGGGAUUGCUCAGAUUGGGUCCGACCGAGUCAAAAUCCCCUGCCUAACAUUACGGAAGUACCGGGGAGCGAAGUGCCCGAUUCUUCCAGUUUUCACAGUAACGAGAGUAACGAGUCCAACUCUCAUCAGAUGCCUCUGCUGAAAGGUCCCGUAGACCCGACGCGUGACAUCGAGACCCUCAACGAGGAUCAGGAGUCAGAGUACGUCGGCGACUCGGAGUGCGGCACCGAUCUGUCCGACCACUUCCUAUCGCACAAACAGCAGCAACAGCACUGCCUCUCCGAGAGCCAGCCACUUAACCCGCUGGACAGCGGUGGCGAGGCCGAGUACAAGUACAAGAGCUCCGAGAGCUACCUUCGACACCCCAACUCCUACCUACCUCACUACAACAUUCACACAGAUACGGAGAACGAGGGCCUGGCGACGAUACCGUUGAACGGCAAUUGUCUUGGAAACCUCAUCUCCGACGAUGACGAGCUGGAUAACGAGGAGGAGGACGACGACGAUGACAAUGUAGUGCCUUAUGGUUUUCCGAGCGUGCGGCGCAACCGUUGCCCUCGCAAGCGCCUCGGCGACAACUCGGAACUCGACUCGGUGCUCACGAGCUUCGAAGAGAGAAAUUCGCUUCUUGGGCCUGCGAACAACAGUAAUAGCGACCUCUCUACGAACCUCUGCGAGAUCGAUGACUCCGAGUUCGAGAUCGCCCAGCAAAAGAGCAACGGCCGGGCUUGGCUCGCGACCGGCGGGGUCACGCAAACCUCCGUCUGACCAACUGCCCUUUCGUUCGUUCUGAGCUGCACGUUGGCCGUUCACUGUAAAUAUCGCGUAGUCUAUAAUAUACUACUUUAGACGCAUGCAGCUAUUGCUGCGCUAGAAAAUUCGAAACUCUGUACAGUCCGCGCUUCUAGUGAUUUAAAAUUUAUACACACAUAAGUCUAUUUUUUGCUUUCUCUCGUGUUUCUUGUAUUUCUCGACGCCGUGUUUUUAAGAACAACUCUUCGUUUUCAGUACUUAAUAAAGAGAAAACACUUAACUUGGCUGAGCUUUUACUGCAAGCGACGCUGUGUAAAAAGACUAAGUUUGAUAAUUUUUUUUACGACGUGCUUUCAUGAUUUACAUAAUUUUAUACAUAAUGAUGAAACUUGCGACGUAAAAAUGUGAUGAUAAUAAUGCUGAUUAGUUUAUGAUUAAAAUGCCAUGGCGAUAGUGUACAAAUGCACAUGGAAUUUGAACAUGGUUGUUUCCACCUGUUUAUCUGGAUGAAUGAUACAUGUACUAUAUCUAAAUAUCGUAAAGCACCUACUGCCUUACUCGAAAUAUCUCAAACUAUUCCAAUGUACAUAAAAAUACAAGGUGCUGUACUAAGAAUUUUUCAAAAAUCCAUCAUUUCUCUCUUCAAAAGACUGGCUACAAAUUCCUAUUAUUGCACUUGAAUACUGCUAAUUUUGUUAUACAACAAAUUGUAAGUACAUUACUUCCGUAAUAUUAAUUUUAAAAAUUAAAAAGAGUUAUAAAAUAUUUCGAUUCAUUCCGAAGUAUUAAUUUGUUGCAUUACAAUUUUAUUUAUUAAAAUAAGCGUCAUCAAAAGCAGCUUCGUUAGAAUUCAGAUAUAAUUUAUACGUAUUUUUACGUAUGUGACAUACAAUGUUGU
Copidosoma floridanum is the source of this 16199-nucleotide messenger RNA. It is a transcript of the gene kug, whose product is annotated as FAT atypical cadherin kugelei. Lineage: Eukaryota; Metazoa; Arthropoda; Insecta; Hymenoptera; Encyrtidae. Gene Ontology annotation, cellular component: catenin complex; plasma membrane. The record is from RefSeq and is a predicted model, not a curated record. Gene Ontology annotation, molecular function: beta-catenin binding; calcium ion binding; cadherin binding. Gene Ontology annotation, biological process: cell migration; neuron projection development; homophilic cell-cell adhesion.